Closterium sp. Naga37s-1 is the source of this 2280-nucleotide messenger RNA. NCBI's taxonomy places the organism in Eukaryota, Viridiplantae, Streptophyta, Zygnematophyceae, Desmidiales, Closteriaceae. The record is from the annotation of a GenBank genome assembly.
AUGACGAUUCCAGCUUUCCCUAAAGCUGCUGCUACUCACCAGCACGGCGGCGCUGCGUCUUGUUCUGCUGCUGCUACUAGCAGCACCCCCAUCAGCGGCACUGGGCUCUUGGAUUUACCCCUCGACACCAUCUGCACCAUUCUCCACCGCUUGAAACCCAAAGAUCUCAUCGCCGCCUCGCUGACGUGUCGCACCCUGCACGGGCUCAUCGACCAGCCCAACACGUGGCUGACUCUCUGCCGGAAGUGGGAGGGCCAGCUGGCGCUCAGCGAGUGGCUCGUGCAUGCGAACUCGGCGAAAUGCCUGUUUCGCCUGUUACACACCUUGAGUCCUCUGGUGGGGGUGUGGGCCGCGGAAGAUCUCGCUCCCCGGGGCGGGCUGCUAUACGUCACAUGGGAGCGCAUGGCGGUUGUCGCUUAUCGAAUCAUCCCCGAUUGGCUUGACGGCAAUCUCAUCUCCGCGCGCCUCUUCACCAUCUCCGCCUUCCCCGACGGCACGACGCAGCUCAGCCUGGUCACGGGGAGGGGCGCGGACGACGAGUUUCCGCUCGAGCUCCCCGGCGUGCUCGUCUGGGAGUCCCCCGCGCGCGCCAAAUUCCACCUGCAGACGCUCCUCCCGCCGUCGUCCCGCUCCCCCGCGAGCUUCGCCGCAUCGCCUUUCGCCAAGGUUGCUGGUAACCGGGUGUCGUCGUCGCCACCGGCGGCGCCGCCGAAAGGGGUCGUCGCAGGGCCGUCGUCGCCGUCGUCGCCGUCGUCGGUACUAUCGUCGCUGUCGUCGCUGGGCGCUGCGGAGAGGCUCAAGGCGACGUUUCAGCGAGCUGGUCUGGCCCGAUUUGCCGCUACAGCCGGACCUCUCUCGUCGGUGCUCCCGACUGCUUCAGCUUCCUCUUCUACUACAUCCGUUACUCCUUCCGCUGCUCGCGCAGCCGUGCCUUCUUUACCCCCGCGUCCUCCCUCUAGCCGAUCAGCGGGCAGCAGUGGCCUCGUCUCAACCUUGCAGCAACAGCAACAGCAGCAGCAGCUUGAAGCGAGCCGCGCUACAGCAUCGAGUGGAAUUAGUCGACUUCAGCAACGAUUCGGCCAAUCGGGGCUCAGCAUCGGCGGCGCUAACCUCCUCAGAGUGGGAGCCGUUAGUCCCACGGGGAAGGAGGAACAAAGCUCGAAGCGCCUUCAGCUUCGCGCUCUGCAAUACCUGACCGGGUUGAAACAAGAUUCCGGAAGCUCUCCGUCGAAGGCAGCCGCGGCGGCGACUCCAUCCAAGCGUACUAGAUCCGAGUGUGACAGCAACGAGGCCUCGCCUGACGAAUCUAGAAGGAAACGGUCACGGACCUGCAGUGUCGACGUCGCAAGCACCAGCGGAACUACGGCGUUUUCUCCCCCGCAAGUGGCUUUUUCUGCUUCCAGCGGUUCUUCCGCGGGGGCUUCUGCCAUGGCUUCCGCCGCGGGGAGUUCCGCCUCGGCUGGGCCUUCCGCCAGCAGCGCGGAGUGGUCGCUGAAGCGGCGAGCGUUUGGCGCGCUUCAUUAUGCGGAUGAGACCCAAAGCCUUGGCGCACGUAUGGGGGCUGGCGGAGGGGCGUUCGCGGGAUUCGGCGGAAGCUCCAGCGGAAAGGUUGAUAUGCGCGGUUGUGGUGGGACUGUGUUCGGGCAGCUAAAAGGGAGCCAGCAACCGUCGGAAUGGUCCGACGGGCAGACGAAAAGGGUACCUGUACCGAAGUCCACCUAUCAUCGCGUGCCUGUUGCGGGAGAGAUUCAAACAAACAAAUCAGCGAGAGCAUGCGACACGGACACCUCCGGAACGGAUUUAUCCAGAUCUCGUUUGCCCCCGUGGGUGCGGGAUCUUGAGGGCCUCUGGACGGGUGUGUUCGGGCAGCAUGGGGUGGAAAUUCUCAACGUCGCGGUUGAGAGCGGUGAAAUUGUUGCAACGAAAAUCGUUGGAGAUCCCAAUGUUCCCGGAGGGCAUGUUUCGUUCAAGGCUCGGAUUGACUCGGUGCAGACUGCUGCUGACGAUAGUGACCGGUGGAAUGAAGUGGUGGGCCAGGCGAGGAGCCUGAUCCGGGCGCAAGGGCAAGCCGCGGAUCCUGCUUUGGGUCAACAGCUUCAGUUCUCUAACUUGUUGGAAGGGGAAGGGAGAAUAGCAGACUACAACUUCAAGAACCCUCAAUGGGUGAAUGGAACUUUGUUGGUUGACUCAGCUGGUCGGAUCUCUUUCCUAUGGGAGGAGUUGAACUUUCUUGUUCAAAUGAAAAGGCUACACGUGGAGGAGCUCCUCUUUAAUGCAUGA